UCCUGCUCACUAGUACUUGCCAGUUGGUCUGAUGACUGCGAAGAUGCCUUCAACCUAUAUGUGCCUCUUCUUCCUCGUUCUUCUAGGAGUCUCUAAUGCAGACAACAUCAAUAGUUCCUUCAGUCUCUCUGAUGAAACCCCUUCAACAACUGCUAUUACAAGCGAGGCCAUAAACAGGACAGAUAGUUUCAGCCUUAACGCCAGCACUCCGAGAAAUAACGCCGAGGUGGAAACAGCUGAAACGCAAACAGCAGCAGCACCAACAGCAACAACAAGAGCAGCAACAAGAGCAGCAACAACAGCAGCACCAGCCAGUCAGACCACAUCGAAAGUCACCACCAGGCCGAGCUUCAUGAGCACCACCACCGCAGCACUAAAAACUACCAAGUCCAUUGCUCCUGUUUCCAGGCGAGCAUCUACCACCAAGAGUACAGAAUACAAAAAGAAUAACAGCCAUUAUGGAUAUGUGAUUUUAGUUGUUAUCAUAAUUGUCAUCUUCAUCGUGAUACUGAGUUUCUUCAUUUGCAAUAAGAAAAAGCAAUAUUCGCUUAAUUCCCAAAAUGCACCCCAAGAGGAUACUGGUAUCCCAUUAAAUGCUAUGGAUCAAGAGGCCUUUGAAUCUGUGUCACCUAAAGAGCCGAAAACAAUUGUCACCAACGAGACAGAGGCUGCUCCUGAGAGACCCAAAUCGGAGGCUGGAGGAGAGAAGCCAGAGGAAGACAAAAGGAAUCCAGCAAAUUCCACCGGGAAGGACAGCACCAGCUCCCAAGCACACCUGAUCAGCACUGACAUGCCUGAGGAGCGGCUGCUGAAUGUGAAGCAGAUGGACACAGAUGUCUCUAACCAGACCUCUGUGGAGUCCCUGAAAGACCAAAUGGUUGAGAACAGCAAAAGCAACACAGGGAAUGCCAUUGCCACUGAGGUGCCCACUGUCAGGGAGCAGACUGACAGCUUCUCUGAGGUCCAGCUGAAUGAGCCUGUAUAGACACUGUCCAUCCAGGGACUGCCUCAAGACGAAUUAUGAAAUGAAGCCUGAAAGACCAUGCCAAAUGGAAACCACACCAAAGUGCAAGCAUGUCUGAGGGCCAACAUCCCACAAGACGUCCCUUGGUCAAGGGGAUAUGCCACAGUUAUUUCAACACAUUGCCAUUUCAUGCAAUCCCCUAGCAAGACUUUAUUUCACUUCUGUGUCCCUGCUUGAUUAUGCAAAAGUAGAUUUCAAAGCUUAAAUCUUAAAGCCAAAGGCAGGGCAUUUAUGAGUGAGGAAGUUCUUGAAGACCCCACAAAAGGCCAUUUCUGAACAGUAUUAAUGAUGCUUCGCCUGCUUUUGCAACCAUAUUCAUUUAAUGCAGCUUUUUAAACCUGAAAUAUUAUCAGUGACCCAGUAUUUAUAAUUUGUUUUUUUUCCAACUAAAAUGUAUUAAAUCAUGGUUUCCCACAAUUUAUCAUGUC
Messenger RNA from Scleropages formosus (Asian bonytongue), 1452 nucleotides. RefSeq lists its product as uncharacterized. NCBI's taxonomy places the organism in Eukaryota, Metazoa, Chordata, Actinopteri, Osteoglossiformes, Osteoglossidae. The record is from RefSeq and is a predicted model, not a curated record. The transcript is spliced from 9 exons. Bases 32 to 985 code for a protein of 317 amino acids.